UACUAGAGACAGACAGGAAGAAGUUGAUCGACCCUUGGGUUCGAAAGAGGCGUUUUUGAAAGCUACAUCAACAUAUCAAUCGCUUACUUUGAUUAUUUUUGGUGUUAAUGGCUUACAUCAUAUGCAUAAGGUUACUUAUCACUAAUAAAUAAAAAACCCCACCUCACUUCCAUUGGUGGCUCUCCCUCCAUUACAUUACAUUACACGUACGGUCAGGAUUCAAAACUCCUUCAUAAAGUAAAGUCACUUACUUGAGAUUGUGAUGCUAUAAAUAUUAGUUGAAUACACUCAAAGUCUCCAUGAGUUGGUGAGCUGAGAGAGAAAAAAAGAAGAAAAGAAAAAAAAAAAUGGUUGAAGGACAGGAAAUCAGAAAGGGUCCAUGGACAGAACAAGAAGACAUUCAGCUGAUAUGCUUUGUGGGCUUAUUUGGAGAUCGAAGAUGGGAUUUCAUUGCAAAAGUUUCAGGUUUGAAGGUGGCGGGAGACAGUUGAUAGGAUUGAAUAGAACAGGCAAAAGCUGUAGGCUGAGAUGGGUUAAUUAUCUUCAUCCUGGUCUUAAGAGAGGAAAGAUGACUACUCAAGAAGAAAGACUUGUGCUUGAACUUCACGCCAAAUGGGGAAACAGAUGGUCCAAAAUUGCUAGAAAAUUACCAGGUAGAACUGAUAAUGAAAUCAAGAACUACUGGAGAACCCAUAUGAGGAAAAAAGCACAAGAGAAAAGAAGGGGUUUAUCUGCAUCUUCUUCUUCAUCAUCGUCAUCAUCAUCAUCAUCAAUUUCUUCUUCAUCUUCUUCCUUCAACAACCCAGCAAAGGAAUUUCCUGCAGAUACAGGACCAGUGAAGUUUUUUGAUUCAGGUGGGUCUGAAAUAUCAGCUUCAUCUUCAACAAAGAAGAAGAUUGAAGAGAACAAAGAAGUGGGUGGUGAUCAAAAUGGAUACACCAUGGAUGAUAUAUGGAAAGAUAUUGAGGUAUCAAAUCAUGAGAGUUUGAUUAUGAAUCAAGAUGUGUAUAGUGAAGACAAUAACUUUUCUUGUCCUGCUUUGAAUUCUGCUGCUUCUUCAUGGGAGGAUUAUUGCUGUGGGGAUUCACUGUGGAAGAUGGAGGAAGAAGAAAGCAAGCUAAUAUUCUCUGGGUGGCCAUGUCUUGGCUUAGCUCAGCCUAAUCAGAAUUUUUUCUAUUGAAUUUUGUGUAUAAAUAUGUAGUGAUUACUUCUGUUGUCGUCUAAGUUCACUAAUGCAUUUGUAAGUUAAUGUGCUUUUUUAGCUGUGUUUUUGUUCAUACAAACUAAGUUAAAGAAUAAUGGAAAGUGAUGGAUUUAGAUCCAUUUUUCUACUUCUGUGAUGUGAUUAAGUUUUGAAUAAAAACUUUUGAUGGCUGUU
This is a messenger RNA of Cucumis sativus (cucumber), 1378 nucleotides long. Its product is annotated as transcription factor MYB48. The transcript is spliced from 3 exons. Gene Ontology annotation, cellular component: nucleus. The record is from RefSeq and is a predicted model, not a curated record. The coding region runs from base 380 to 1180 and encodes 266 amino acids. Gene Ontology annotation, molecular function: sequence-specific DNA binding; DNA-binding transcription factor activity. Lineage: Eukaryota; Viridiplantae; Streptophyta; Magnoliopsida; Cucurbitales; Cucurbitaceae. Gene Ontology annotation, biological process: regulation of DNA-templated transcription.